GUUAGGAGCUGCCUGAUCUCUGCUGUCAGCAGUGUGGUGAUUGUAAAGAGAGCCGGCACUAGGGAUGUUUGUCUUUUUCCUUUUCUUUUUUUUUUAUAUAUACACAGAACAGAUGAUAAAGAGAGAGGACAAGUGAUAGAGAAAGGAGUAAAGACAGGGCAGGAAGCAUAGAUGACAAAUAGCCGGCGGCACCGACAUUAACAAAUAAUUAACAGCAAGAAGCUGAAUACAUCACAGCUGCCCUCAUGAUGGUGACGCCAGACACGCUUACAGGAAAGACGGCCAUCGUUCCACUCUCUAUCACUCGUUUUUCCAUCUUUCUGUCUGUCUGUUCGCCUGUCUGUCUGCCCCUCUCUAGUCUCUCGCUGUUUGUCCGUCUACGUCUCACCCUCGUUCUCCCCCACAGAGAUACUUCUUCCUGGAGAAAGGCGUCCUGAAGUACGCCAAGUGCGGCGCUGAUGUGAGUACAAAGGCUCGCUGGCUGCCGGUCGCCUUGGUGGGCUUGUCAGUCUCAGAUGACUACAUAGAUACCUAAGGGAUGUGUCAUGCUGCUGGCAUUUCUCUCUCAGACUACCUGGAGGACACUGCAGUCUCUGCCUGUCCACACUUAAAGCCGUCAUUCAUCACCGCGCACCAGCCCACAUAAUUACACAUCAGCCGUGCAGAGGCAUCGCUUGCUGAGGACCGCGUGCACGAUGAUUGCGUCUAAAAGUUAUUGAGUUGGUGUAAAUCAGGGGGUGGCAUGGUGGGUUUGUGGUGAGCACCGUCGCCUCAAAGCAAGUGGCUCAUACAUCAUUUGGUCCUUACAAUUCUGCGUGGAGCUUGUGUGGGGUUCCACCCGCAUGCCACAGACGUGUAUGUUAGAUUGAGAAGGGUAAACUUCACGGGUGCAUUGACGUAGGUCUCUCCGUCAUGGCCAUUAAGAAGAAAGCCAAGUGCAUCGAUCUUGAUGCGGAGGAGCACAUCUAUCAUCUGAAGAUAAAAUCCCAGGAGCUGUUUGAUGAAUGGGUGUCCAAGCUGCGCCACCAUAGGCUCUAUCGGCAGAAUGAGAUUGCCAUGUACCCCAACGAGAAGCCCUACUACUACCCCCCGGCUGAGAGUGCCUCUAUGAGGAAGCGGACGUCCAUAGUGAGGCAGACCUCGGUCCAUGCUGCAGGAACUUUCUCUGGGAGCUGCAACAGCCAGGCCAAGGUGGCCGCCUGGCUCCAGUCAUCCGACGACCUGGACAAGUGCUCCAAAGACCUUUCAGUGUGUGAGUCCUAUCUGCUGGAGCUUAACCACCUGCUGCAAAGUAUGGAGGUCCUCCAUCGAACCUACUCGGCUCCGUCCAUCCAAGCCCUUCAGACAUCUGCAUACGACAGUCCCAAGAAGGAGAAAAGAACGCCAAGAAAAUGGCGCGCCAAGAACUACAACAAAGAUGCCAAAACAACUCUGCAGGUUCCCAGCUGCAUCUCCUCCGGCUUUAUCCGCCUCCAUGCCUCCAACCCCAACCUCUCCUCUGUUGCCCUGGGCAACGACAAGGCCUACCCCGAAUCGGUUGACACCCCUGUCGAUGUGGCGAAGCUGCAGGAGGACUUUUAUCGUGUUGCCAGUAACUUGCACAGCAGCAUGACGUCGGCCUUUUGCUCGCUGACGUCGGAGCGAGAGCGAUUAAAACAAGUCCUGGAAAACGAAACAUUACCUCCUACCUCACCACAGGUCCUCAGUUUGAAGAACACAUUAGCCAUGAAACAGGACUCCAUGGCCGAGACCCACCCCCUAGUACACCAAGUAUCCAAUGAGAGCAGAGCUUCUAUCGCAGAGUCGCUGUCUGAGUUCUUUGAUGCACAGGAAAUCCUGUUGUCUGCUAGUUCCUCUGAGAAUGAGGUGUCCGAGGAUGACUCUUACAUCAGCGACAUCAGUGACAACCUAUCCAUGGACAACUUCUGCAGCGACAUGGACCGUGAGAGACCAAACUCAGGCUGCGUGGAGAACGGCCCCCCGCAAGGCCAGCGCCGGUCCUGCCUGCCCUCGUUAGGUACCAACAGCAGCAACAUCAGUCUGUGGAACAUCCUGAAGAACAACGUCGGCAAAGAUCUGUCCAAAGUGGCCAUGCCGGUGCAGCUGAACGAGCCCCUAAACACCCUGCAGAGGCUGUGUGAGGAGCUGGAGUACAGCGAGCUUCUGGACCGGGCCGCCAGCACGCAGGACCCGUUAGAGCGCAUGGUGUACGUAGCUACGUUUGCUGUGUCAGGGUACGCGUGUAGCUACUACAGAGCUGGAGGGAAACCGUUCAACCCCAUCCUGGGAGAGACCUACGAGUGCGACCGGCCCGAUAAGGGCUUUCGCUUCGUCGCAGAACAGGUCAGCCAUCACCCACCUGUUUCAGCUUGCCAUGCAGAGUCUAGAAACUUCAUCUUUUGGCAAGACAUGAGAUGGAAAAACAAAUUUUGGGGGAAGUCAAUGGAGAUCGUCCCCGUUGGCACUACACAUGUAACCCUGCCUGGAUUUGGAGACCACUAUGAGUGGAACAAGGUGACUUCCUGCAUUCACAACAUCCUGAGCGGGCAGCGCUGGAUCGAGCACUACGGGGAGAUCAGCAUCAAAAACUCCAGCAGCGACGCCUGCCAGUGCAAGAUCACCUUUGUCAAGGCCAAGUACUGGAACUCAAGUGUGAAUGAGGUGGAGGGAACUGUCACAGAUCGCAAAGGGAAGGUCAUCCACAGACUGUUUGGAAAAUGGCAUGAGGGUGUUUAUUGUGGGGCGCCGCCUUCAGCCACCUGCAUUUGGAGAGCGAAUGCGAUGCCACCGGACCAUGAACAGUACUACGGCUUCACCAAAUUUGCCAUUGAGCUGAAUGAGUUGAACCCCUCCCUAAAACUGCUGCUACCACCCACAGACACCAGACUACGUCCAGACCAAAGACUCCUGGAGGAGGGGCACUUGGAGGCCGCCGAGGAGCAGAAACAGAGGAUUGAACAGCUGCAGAGGGACAGGAGGAGAGUCCUGGAGGAGAACAGCGAAGCACAUCAGCCCCGAUUCUUCAGGAAGUCAAAGGACGACACCUGGAUCAGUAACAACACUUACUGGGACCAAAGGAAGAUGCCUGGCUUAGUUCACUUGGACUUCCCUGUGCUGUGGUGACCCGUUUCCUGCAGGACGCACGUUCAAACUCCUAGUUCUGUAACUGGAACCCGGAGCGGUUCUGGUCCUGCGCCGUCCUCCAUAGUCUGCCAGUCGUUGUUCUGCAAUCAUUAAUGGUUGUCAGUCAUCUUUGUUGCAUUUGUUCAAACAUUUUGCCUUAAAUAGUAAAUGUGCAUCUAUGUUGUGUUAAGAUAUUUAUACAACCAUAUUAUAUGAAUGUCGAUGAAUUUAUGCAAAGUUUGCGCAGGUUUCUGCGCGUUACGCUACACGGUACCGAUAAAGACGACCACAGAAAAGCUUUGUGGUACGAGAAGGUGCCGAGGGGAUUCUGAACGCUGAGGUCAUGGAAAAAAAAAAUAUCUUAAUUUCUCGCUGCACUACACUUGCUUUAUUUAUUAUUGGCCCUGUUGGUCACCGUAAAUGUCAUCUUUACAUGGACAUUCUCUACCUCUGAGGAGAAACAAAGCCUUGUCACACGAAACUAUCCUGCACCUGUCUUGAUGCCUUAACUGGUUGAAGUUUUCACGUUCAAUAAUUAUGUCGUUAGUUCAUUAAAAGACAUCUUCAAGGUGAAAUAUUGUUUAUCUUAAACGUCUUUCCUUAAAUCUUUACAGAAUACUUUUUUCUUUUCUUAUAACCGGAAUUUGUUUCUGUUUAU
Molecule: messenger RNA, 3781 nt
Organism: Lampris incognitus (smalleye Pacific opah)
Lineage: Eukaryota; Metazoa; Chordata; Actinopteri; Lampriformes; Lampridae
Gene: osbpl3b
Product: oxysterol binding protein-like 3b
Exons: 19
Coding region: 913-3123 (736 amino acids)
Cellular component (GO): plasma membrane; intracellular membrane-bounded organelle; perinuclear endoplasmic reticulum
Molecular function (GO): cholesterol binding
Source: RefSeq, a predicted model, not a curated record